Mollisia scopiformis is the source of this 813-nucleotide messenger RNA. RefSeq names its product putative short-chain dehydrogenase. Gene Ontology annotation, cellular component: intracellular anatomical structure. The annotation marks the transcript as partial. NCBI's taxonomy places the organism in Eukaryota, Fungi, Ascomycota, Leotiomycetes, Helotiales, Mollisiaceae. The transcript has a single exon. Gene Ontology annotation, molecular function: oxidoreductase activity, acting on NAD(P)H, oxygen as acceptor. The record is from RefSeq and is a predicted model, not a curated record.
AUGAAACAGAACGUCCUCGUCAUCAUUGGUGCUGGAGGCUUAGGUCUCGCCGCAGCUCGACGUCUCGGUAGCGGUCGACAUACCCUUCUAGCCAGCUACUCCGCUAGAACCAUCUCCUUUGCCCAACAGUCUCUCCAGGACGAGGGAUACUCAGUCUCAAGCAUCCAUGUUGACAUAUCCUCGUACGACUCUGUCAAGAAAGUAGCAGAUGCAGCUUCUGCACUUGGUCACAUCGAUGCCAUCAUCCUGACCUCGGGUGUAACGCCAGUAUCUGCGAACGCAAAACAGAUCUACGAAGUUGACUUUCUGGGCCACGCCAACGUCAUCGAUGCCUUUCUCCCGAUCGUAUCGCUAGGUACUUCUGUAAUGUGCAUUGCAAGCAUGGCACCAUACUUCGCCGCUGCACUUUCUACGCCUCUCUCCCAGGAACUAGAGAAACAUCUCGCUACCGCUCCGCUCAACAAACUCCUACAAUACCCAGAAAUUGACCUCAGUGAUGGGAAUGAGGGGGCUGGGACAGCUUACAUGAACGCAAAACGUGGGAAUCAGAUUCGUGUAGAGGCUGCUGCUAAAGCCUAUGGGUUGAAGGGAGCCAGAAUCAAUAGUGUAAGCCCUGGAGUGAUCAUGACGAAGCAGGGGAAGUUGGAGCUGGAGGGUCGGCAUGGCCCUGCCAUGAAGGGAUUGAUUGAAAACAGUGCGUUGGGGAGGGCAGCAACUCCAGAGCAGAUUGUGAAUGUGAUAGCGUUCUUGGUUAGUCAAGAGAGUAGUUUUAUCACGGGCGUUGACAUUUUGGCCGAUGGUGGGGCAAUUGCU